CAGUUCAUGGACUAAUAAUAUUAGUCUAAUAACGUUCGAGAAAUGGGCCCCUGGCAUCAUUAUUAAAACAACAAAAUUGUUCUAAAGCGAUCUUCAACAAUAGAGACUGUCCUCUUUUUUUAAAGAUUCUAAGCAGCAUUUCGACCUAAACGCAUACACCGUCUUUCAUUCAUUCUGUAUAGGCACUGAAUAAGAAAAGUUUGACAAAAGGAUGAUAUACUUAUCACCUCUUUGGAUUUACUUUUUUAAACUUCCCAUUUGAUAUCAGAUAUGGCACUGUAGCACCGAUCCUUGAGUACAAUACACGUGAACGUUUGUAAAUUUUUGGAAAUUGGCAAAUAAGCGCUUGUGUUCAGCCUGUAUAUCCGAUGUCACGAUGCGACUGCGAGGGGGUGUUCUACAGGGUGUUCUGCGUCAGUCUGCUGGUCAUCGCCUUCACGUUCACUGUGAUUUUGACAAACGUCUUCGUUGACAUUGACAACUUGCUCAGCAAGAAGGAGAGAGAAUCAACAGAGAACAUAGGAGUAAUAGAUCACGUCACUGAUAAUUAUGAAGCUACCACAGAAAUACCGGACUAUUAUAUUGGAGUGGACACGAACGAUGAGGGGCGCUACAGAAGUAAGAGGUCUUUAGACUCGGAAAAUUUCUUCCUGAGAAUCAAUAGCCCAAAAACGAAAAGCUAUCUAACUAACAAGUUAGCGUCUUUAUUAGAAGCGCUAGAUGAUGACGACUCGGAGAAUACAACGCCAACUCCAGAAAAUGGUAACAUCUACAUCAAAACAGUAAAACAAAAGAACAAUAUAGAAAUUAAUGAACUGCAACCAGAAAAACAAAUGGGAGAAGACAUUAUAUAUUUGGCGUUACAUAAUAUGUUACAAGGAAUCCGAUAUGUCGAUAUGCAUGAAUUAAUUGAAAAAAUUAAGACUCUGGUCAGAAAUUUCAAACGUGGCGACGGUCAGAAAGAGAAUAAACAUGCUGAAACUAUUGGAGAAUUUUACUCAGAAACUACACCAAAAGAAAUAAUCAUUGUUAAUGAGGAACAAAAUCUGGACAAUGAAGUGAAAUAUAAAUUUGGAGAUAAGGGACUUAAGAGAGUAAAUGCCUUUGACUUCAAUAAUGCUGCAGAUGCUGACAACGAAACACGAACUAAAACUACUAGAAAAAAUAAAAAUCCAGCAUAUAUAUUAGUCGAUAUAAAACAGCACGAUAAAAAGGAGGAAAACUCAAAUGAAGAUAUUCAAGGCAUCAUCAAAUUUAUAUACAAUGGGAAACCAAUCAAAAUCAGAAGCGAAGACAGUUCUGAAUCCACAACUCCUGUAAUAACAAUAACAACAUCAACAUCAACAUCAUCAACAACGACAACAACAACAAAGAAAAAUAACAAGAAAACGGUAGAAAACACAAUAAAACAUGAUGUCGAAGAUUUCGCUGAUGUCUUAAAAGAUAAGUUCAAAAAUAGACACAUGCCAGAUACCUACUUAAAAACAAUUACAAUGGAGUAUCUUAAAAAGUUUGAAAAAUCUAACGAUUCUAUGGCAGCGAUUGAGAGGAAAAAAAUACGAAUAAAAAGAAAUCUUGAAUCGUCUUAUGAGAAGCAAACGGAAACACCUCACACAAAGGACGAUGAUGAACUUUUUGUAGAAAUAGAAACGCACUUCGAUAAGACUGGAAUGGAAGGAGAAAAAAAACGAAAGUUAGUGAAGAGUAUUAUCGAAAAAAUACAGAAAGCUAUUCGUUCAAGUCAUGAAAAUAUGCCAGUAGAUAGAAAUCAACGCGAACCAUUAUUAAAAAGAAUCCAAAGUCCACUUGAUCGUGAAACGGUAGCGGGUCUUGCCGUCCAACAUAUCUCAAGUGUAUAUAGGACUUUGGAUCCUAUUAGCAAAUCUAUGCCAAUAGUGGACCCCUUACCACUUGUAGCUAAUCAAAACGGUGAAACAUGGAAAAAACAAGAUUCUAAACCAAAAUUCCUCAGUUCUUCAAAAUCUAUAAAUUCGGCGGAAUUAAAUCAACUAUCAGUUGAUUAUACAAAAGAUAUCAGAUACCCUGCAAUACCUAAAAGAGUCCAACUUCCUUUAUCGAUAGAUUCGAGUCAAGAAAAUACAAAUGCAGAGGACCUUGGUAAAUUACAGCUUCUUUUUAAAGACAUAGAAGGCACCGGGUUCUCUAUUGGCUAUAAUCAGUAUAUAGAUCAGGCACCAGAUCCAGAAAGUAUUAAAUUAUUCCACGGCAUUGAAGAUAUAGUGAGAAAGUAUCACCAGAAGAAUGAUAACCCUGACCAACUUGGAGACCACGUAGGUGAGUACGAAAUGUAUGGACAGGAAUUGAAAAAACGUGAAGUCAACAAUGAUGAGACACCUCUGCGAACAAAAAGAUUUGUCAUGAACAGACAAAAUUUUAGACAGGCUGUUAAAAGAGUAAAUCACCAUCGUAAAAAUGAAUACAAUUACAUUUACAACAACCAUUACCGCUCUUUAAAUACCUAUAAAGAGGUACAUGAUAUUUAUAAAAGAAGUACAGAAUUUCGAAGAAAUAAUUUACAAGGCAUUAUUUUGAAAAGAAAUGGAAAAUCAUCAUUAAUGAAUCCGCAAAGAAAGAAGCGCUCUGUAACUCUCAAGACAAUUAUGAAUUCCAAUAAGAAAAUGAGGGUCAAUAAAUAUUUAAAUACUAAAACUUUUCCACGACAGACACGAUACUUCAGAAAGAACAAACGCAGUAAACGACAGGUAGACAAUAGCAAAGCUAUUGAUAAAACUGGGUUAGUAAGUGAAAAUAAUAACAUGUUGAUAGUUUCUGAUGGGGACAUCUAUAAUGAUAACAUUGCAAUUAAGCAAAGUCAAAAACCAGAUUUAUUUUUUAUUGAAUUAAUGAAAUCGAAUAACGAAGAUACUCUUCUUAAAAAUAAACCUCUUUUUCAACCAAGCAACCAACCAUUCAGCUCACGUAUUUCAGAAAUAAAAAAACAGGAUCCGUAUAAUACAAAUCCUGUGCUUUUCAAAACCACGUCAAAUUAUUUUAUAGAGAAACAAGAAAACAAAGAAAGAAAUAAAAGACAGCUUCAUACAUUAAGAAUAAUUGACAGAGAUAUGGGUCAAAAAAACUCUGAUAUAUAUUCAAAUCAAGCAAUAAUAGCUGAACUAGAUGCACCACAAAUAAUAAACCGCGAGAAUGAAGAAAGGGGCACCGAAUAUCAGUUUAGCACGUUGAAUAAUAUAGCAAAUAUGUACAAAAAUCCAUUCAAUUUUGAACGUAUUAUAUUCUCAAAUAAAAAUCCCACAUGGGAACGAAUGAUAGAAAAUCCGCUCAUGGCAAAAUACCCUCAUAUUUUUAAAGACACUGAGACCAGAGAAGAUCGCUCACACUUAAAACAUGUUCAAAGAAGUAAAGAAUCUGAUACUCUUUUUAAUAAUGAAGAUAUUUAUCAGUCUUCCAAUGUGCAAGACUUAUUAAAAGCUGUCGUGCCACCUCAUAGGAAUAACUACAAAGUUAGCAUUAGACUAAUACCUCGCGAGAAUGACAAUUAUACUAAACCUGGAUUUAAAGAAAUUCACACUAGCAUUAAUAAGUCUUAUAACAAAAGUGGUUUACUGUAUUCAUCACAAGUUAACGUUACCGAAAUAUCUAAAGUGGAAAUACCUGAUGAUAAUAUAAAUAGAACCCAUAUCUGCAGUCAUCAUUUGAAUUCAAUAAUACCAAACAUUAACGAAACUACGAAACCCUUAGAAAUGGAAAGUGGUCUGAGAAAUAAUGUCCUGGUUGAUAGACAGGGUAACAAUGACGAAAUAAACAAAGGUGUAAUAAGUAAUAAAUCUAGUGAAAUUACAACAAAAACUAACAUGGAACUGAAUUUAUUGGACAUUAUUAUACCGUCAAGUCCACGUAAAAUAUUUCAUUUAAGUGUUGCUGAUUUAGGUAAACUACUUUGCAAAACGAUAAAUUCACAAGAUUCAGAGAAGUCAUCAGCAACACAGGCAGAAAAUCAUACAGGAAAGACGACAACUAUGUCAACUACAACAAUAGAGCCGACAACAAGAGUGACGACUAUUAAAGCAGAAAAACUUUCUACUUACGCCACAACGACUGUGGAUCCUUUGAAGAUGAAACUGCUCAAAGCAAUGUCCCAGAAUCAACAAUUGACAAGUCACAUAUUGGAUCGCAUAGACCAAAAUACUGAUAUUUUACAAGCAUACCUAUCAAAAAUUUCAAGUGAAUUAGCAAAGCUACCUGAAAUUUACACCACAACUACGACUACGACAACUACGACUGAAAAAAAUCCUGUGGCACAAAAAUCAAAUAAAAAACCAGCAGCAACACGUCAUCAAAAUGUAAUACAUUCGUCACCUUUACUAAAAAAGCGUAUAAUGAUUGACACAAUGGCGAAUUUACCCAUAAGUCAAACCAGUAAUAGUAAUGAUCCAAGACAAAAGGGACAAGCAAAAUAUUUUAUGGAUACUAUUUUUUUAAAUAAGACAACUGUACCGCAGACAAUACCGGGUACCGAGUCGCAUAAGACAGUGGUUACAAAUCUAGAUGAAGACGAAACAAGUAAGCUAAAUGCAGAUCUCAUUUCGAAUAUCAAUUCAGACCCGUCGCAGGCGUACGAUGACAACCACUUAUUGAAUAAUAUUAAUAACAAUGCAAUUGUACAAAAUAACUCCACUCACUACUAACAAAUGUGACGCGUUCUUCGUACUUUGUAUAUAAUUUGUAGUUUACAUGUUUUAUACUAACUUUUUAAUAAAUAAUUAAUAACAUA
Molecule: messenger RNA, 4753 nt
Organism: Cydia pomonella (codling moth)
Lineage: Eukaryota; Metazoa; Arthropoda; Insecta; Lepidoptera; Tortricidae
Exons: 7
Coding region: 369-4667 (1432 amino acids)
Source: RefSeq, a predicted model, not a curated record